Messenger RNA from Lactuca virosa, 2078 nucleotides. The record is from the annotation of a GenBank genome assembly. Lineage: Eukaryota; Viridiplantae; Streptophyta; Magnoliopsida; Asterales; Asteraceae.
UGAGCUAAUCCCUCUGACCGCCACAAGAACUCGCUAUCUCUGAUCUGCGAUGGCGAUGGCAAUGGGGUUUGCUACCCCAAUCAAGUUCAAGGCCAGCUCUAUCAUCAAUAACAUCGAUCACUACCAUGCGCUUGAUGCAUCGUAUGUGAAACGCGCCGCCGAGUUAUCUGACAAGUCAGCCGGUUUCACCUCGCCGCAUCCUAACUUCGGUUGCGUGAUAGCAACAACCAGCAACUUGAGGAAUGUUGUCGGAGAAGGAUAUCUUUACGCGCAAGGGACGAAGCCGGCGGAGGUUCAGGCGGUGGAGGCCGCUGGAGAGUAUUGCAGAGGCGCCACUGCUUAUGUCAAUAUGGAGCCCGGAGACUGCGAUGGCGAUAACACCGCUCUAUCUGCUUUUAUUCAGGCAGGGAUCACCAGAGUUGUAAUCGGGAUCAGGCAUCCAUUGCAACAUCUACGGGGAAAAGCUAUUCAGGCAUUGAGAAGUGAAGGAUUGCAGGUUGAUGUUCUUGGGGAAGAUUUAAGAAGUGUCUCCAUGGAGGAUGCUCUGAAAUCCUGUCUCCUUGUCAAUGCCCCUUUGCUAUAUAGAUCAGCUUCUCGAGUCCCAUUCUCUGUUCUCAAGUAUGCAAUGACCCUUGAUGGAAAAAUUGCUGCUAGCAGCGGACAUGCAUCAUGGAUAAGCAGCAAAAAAUCAAGAUCACGAGUUUUUGAGUUACGUGGUAGAAGCGAUGCAGUCAUUGUUGGUGGAAAUACUGUACGCAAAGAUAAUCCGCGUUUAACUCCAAGACAUGGUGGUGGGCAUUUACCUAUGCGAAUCGUUAUGUCCCAAACUCUUGAUCUUCCCGAGGUUGCAAAUCUUUGGGAUGUUACAGAAGUGCCCACCAUAGUUGUCACUCAGAGAGGUGCAAGAAGAAGCUUCCAGAAACUUCUUGCCUCUAAAGGUGUUGAAGUGGUGGAAUUUGACAUCUUGAACCCUAAAGAUGUUGUGGACUAUCUUUAUGAUCGGGGGUAUCUUUCAAUCUUGUGGGAAUGUGGAGGGACAUUAUCGGCAUCAGCUAUUUCCUCUGGUGUCAUACACAAGGUGCAUGCUUUUGUUGCCCCUAAGAUAAUUGGUGGAAGGAAUGCGCCUUCACCAGUUGGGGAACUUGGGAUGGUUGAAAUGACACAGGCUUUGGAACUAAUUGAUGUUUCUUAUGAGCAGAUAGGAGCGGAUGUGCUUAUUAGUGGAUUUCUGCAACCCAUUCCUGAUUUGACACCUGUUAUUCCAUCUGUUGAUGAGACUUCAGCAAUUGAUCCAUCUUUGUCUCCUUAUGAUUCACCAAUCAUGUUCUUCUAUAAGACGUGGGACCCGUACGGGAGUUUCUCAAACUUUUCUCCUCAUCCAAUUAGAAUGCUUGAUGAAAGCGGUGAUUAUGUUACUUGGUCAAGUGUAGAGCACUAUUAUCAGGCACAUAAGUUUGUGGGGUCGAUUGAUCCUAAUGCAAGAAGUUAUAUUGAAGAAAUAUUUUUGGCAAAAAGUCCCGAAGAAGCAGCACGAAUGGGAAGAAAAAUGCAAAGGGAGCACCCUCAUAUGGUAAGGGCAGACUGGGAAAGUGUGAAGACAGAUGUGAUGUACACAGCAUUAAAAUGCAAGUUUUCAAUAUACCCACACUUGAAAUCGAUGCUUCUGUCCACUGUGGGUUGUGUGCUUGUUGAAGCUUCUCCUCAUGAUCUGUUUUGGGGUGGAGGUCGUGAUGGUGAAGGCCUUAAUUAUUUAGGCCGGUUGCUGAUGAAGUUAAGAUCUGAAUUUGUAGAUGGUGAUGAUGAUGAUGAUGAUGAUGAUACACAUAAGCCCCCUGAAUUCUCUACUAGUUGCCAGGAAACCUAAUCAUAUAUUAUACGUCCUACUACCUCACCAUCUUUAAAAUGGUGUUUUGUGCUUGUAUUUUUAGUGUAAGUUAAAAUACAUUUAUGUACAUUGUAUUUCUACCAAUUCACCAAGUAUGUAGUAAGUAGUCUUUUUAUGAGUUAUGUAAGAUGUUGAAUGUCACAAGCUAUAAUGGAUAAGAGCCACACCAGGGUGUCUAUUUACAGAUUGAAAC